AUGAUAAAAUUGACGGCACUGCUGGCAGUAGUAGCGACCCUUCUAGCCUCCGUUGGGGCCCAGAACUAUUGUGAUCCAGAGCUAUGUCCAGGUGGUCUUCGUCAUGUUGCCUGUGGUAGUAGUGGCCGCUUUGUCAGUGGUUGCAGUGGUGAAUUUGUGGCCAUCAAUUCGUAUAUUCCGUUAAUACUACAACUUCACAAUGAGAGACGCAAUCAAAUUGCCAGCGGCGGUUUAAGUGGUUUUCAAUCAGCCGUGCAUAUGGGAACCAUGUCAUGGGAUCCGACUUUGGCCCAGUUGGCCGCCUACAAUACCCUGCAAUGUCGAAUGGCCCAUGAUGAGUGCCGGAAUACGAACACCUAUCGCUAUGCUGGACAGAAUCUUAGUGUUCUCUUUACACGGAGUGGAGAUAUUAAUGAUUUUCUGCGUCAACGGAUUGCGGCCUGGUUCGAUGAAAAUCGUUAUGCCACCAGUGCCGAUAUAGAGAACUAUCAACAGCGUGGCGGACCCGCCAUCGGUCACUUUACCACGAUGGUUAAUGAGCGGAACAAUCGUGUGGGAUGUGCCAUUGUCCGUUACACUGAUGCCAAUAAUGGGCAGGGCACUCUCCUUGCCUGCAAUUAUGCGGUCACGAAUGUCAUCAAUAAUCCAGUCUAUCGGGCAGGUUCACCGCCAGCCUCGGAGUGUUCAACAGGCAGAAAUCCAACAUAUCCCAAUCUCUGUUCGGAGAACGAGAGUUACAACUAUAAUCAAUGGUCGGGCUAA
Molecule: messenger RNA, 762 nt
Organism: Drosophila willistoni
Lineage: Eukaryota; Metazoa; Arthropoda; Insecta; Diptera; Drosophilidae
Product: antigen 5 like allergen Cul n 1
Exons: 3
Coding region: 1-762 (253 amino acids)
Source: RefSeq, a predicted model, not a curated record